AUGUACACGGAAAAGCUGAGGCGCUUGCCACAGGUAAGCUCAAACCUUAAAGAAUUUGACGAUGAGGCAUAUUAUUCCAAUCCCCUUAUGUGGUUUAAAUUAAGAACUGUACAUAAGCGCCGACAUUUUGAAUGGAUUAAGCGAUGUGCAGGAAUUGUCAAGUUAAAAAUCAGUCAAGAAGAAAUAAAAAUACCUGAAGUGCGUGAACGUCAGGAUGAGUACUACGUUAAUAAAAUUCGGGUCAAUGUACGCAAAAUUCCUAUCCCCCCUAUGCUUAGAAAAACCGAAGAGAAAAUGUUGAGUUAUUCACCUAAACGUUUAAGAGAUAAGUAUCCAAAACUAGUAUCUGAAUACAUGAAAGAAGUCAAAGAAGAAUAUGAUAAACUUAUACGUGCUUAUAGUCUGAAAUGCAUUUUAGUGCAUCCCGAAUUUGAAGAUGAAGAUCCAGAUAUAUUUAAAAUAAAUCAUACCGAUUUUAAUUUAAAACGACUUGGCCGUACAGAAAAUUAUAAACAAUAUUUAGCAAAUAGGUCAAAGUUAGAGAAAAGGCUGUUUAUGUUAUAUAAAAUUAUGCGUUAUCUUCUAAUAACAUCGGAAAUAGAUUUCCCACGACUAUUUAUUCCGUUCGAGAACGUUCGUUUCACUCAGGGCCAUACGGCGCAUGCAGAAUAUGGACUCGGUGGACGUGAAAUGAUCACAUAUAAAAUGCUUCUUAAAUAUGUGAAUGUUAAUUUAGAAGCACAUCAAACAUACUUUCGGUACACCUGGUAUCCAAAAGUAGUGCCAAAUAUACGAACUCAUUUUCGUAAACGCCUAAUACCAAAAAAUUUAACGAUCGUUGCAUUCAAUUGCAUCGAAGGUUUCAUAAAUAAACAGUUGAAUAAUGUUAAGAUGCGAAAUUACGAGGAAUUAGUUAGAAUAUGCUCUCAUCCUCGUCUAAUACCCAUGUUGCAAUUUUUACUGCAAUGUGAUGAAACUAUUGGUAUUGAUAGCUAUCCAAGCUUAGAAGCGGUGGAAGGAACUUAUGAAGAAAUUGUAUAUAAUAUAGCUGAGCUGGGAACAAAAAUAGAAGCUCUGCAACCUUUGGUUGAUACAACAUAUUCUAAGUUUAGUCCUGAUUACUUACGAAUACAUACAAAUGAAAAUUAUAUUGCUGAAUUUGUUAAUAGAUUAAAAAUGAUACUCCGCAAAACAUACACUCCCUUGCGAGAAUAUAUAGAGGGCUUGAGAGAAAAAUAUAGACCUCUUUAUGAUGCUGAUGAACUAGCAGAACUGUAUGAGUUUCUCAGUGAGCCGCGUGAAUUUGACCAGUAUUUUGAAAAAAUUGAUUAUUACUACAGUUUUAUUACUAAAAUACGUAGUGAACCGGCGAAUGAUUAUUUCAUAAUGGCAACCAUCAAGAACACACCAGCAAUUAAAUCAUUGACUAAAAUAGCAAAUGAUCUAAUUGAUCUAAUAACGAAAGAAGUUGUCCGGCAACAUAUUAAAGCAGAGGAAGAUAUUUGCGAUGUAUUUGAAGAGAUUAAAGCAAGAGCACUUAAAGUACCAAAGAGUACAGAAGAGCUAUUGGAAAGUACUGAGUAUAUGUUAUAUGUAAAGAAAGAAUUACUUUUCGAACUAACUGACCGCAUUAAUCACUGUCUUAAAGUAUGUACAAAUGUUGCUGAGUUGGCGGAGAUGUCACAGUAUCAUUUCGAUUUGACAAUUAGAACUAUCACUUGGCUUAGGGAUAUUAUUGAAAUAUGUGAACAUAACGCUUUACAGCAAGAAAACUAUAAAACAGCAUUUGAAGAACAUUUACAGGAUGCCGUCAAAAAGCUUGAAUCGGAUAUACUUGAAUUGAUACCCAAGUUAAGUGUUAUAAAUGAUAUGAACGAUCCGGAAAAGUUUCGCGAUAACUACAUUUUAUUGCAAAGUUUUAUGGAUCAAUUAGACAUCUUUGAGGACUACGUAAAAUGGAUAAAUAAGGAAGAAAAACUUUUAAAGAUUCAAAGAUCAGAAUACCCUAUAUUAGAAAUUCUAAGAAACUACGUUUUCCCUUUUGCGGAUUUACUGAGGUUAUGCAUAAAAUGGAGACGUCAUUACAAUUUAUGGAUGGAUGGUCCAUUUGAGUAUUUAGAUCCUAAAUUCGUAGAAUAUACAUCAGAUUUUUAUCUAAAGGAGUUUCAAAAAAAUCAAAAAUUCUACCGUAUUAAAAUAAAACAUGACAAUAUUGAUGAUCCUGUGGUCAAAUUUCGGGGUCAAACAGAGGAUCCUGAUACAGACAAACACCCUGUACCGUUAAGGUUAUGCACUAAAAUGAUCGCUGCUAUUAAGGAUUUUUCCACAGGCAUUUUUGUUGUAAAUAAUUUAUGUAAUCCAGCCUUAAAGAAACGACACUGGGCUGAAAUGUCUGAAAUUGCUGGUUUCGAUUUAACUCCAAAUGCUGGAACCACGUUAGGAAAGAUAUUAAAUUAUGGACUUGACAGUAAAUUAGAUCAAUUUGAAAUUAUAAGCGUCAGCGCUAAUAAAGAAUUACAAUUGCAACAAAAUCUUCAUGCUAUGAUUAAGGAGUGGGAGACUCGUUUUUUUCCUACUGGUCCAUAUAAGGAGACAGGCAUACAAAUACUUUCCAGUCUUGAUGAUAUACAGGCACUGCUUGACGACAAUAUUUUAAAAACACUAGCAAUGCGAGGUUCAGCCUUUAUGAAAUCUUGUGAAAGUGAAGUAUUGGCUUGGUAUGAUAAAAUAAUGCGGGUUAAUGAAACACUUGAUCAAUGGGGAAAGGUUCAAUCUAAUUUUUUGUAUUUGCUACCUAUAUUUUCUUCUAAAGACAUUGUUGCGCAAAUGCCUGAGGAGGGUCGCCUAUUUCAGAUUGUUGAGCAAACAUUUAUGAGAAAUAUGGGCAUUGUGCUUCGACAGCCAUUGGUAAUGGAAACUGCACCUUUACCAGGUUUAUUAGAAUCUUUACAAAAGGCUGUUGAACUAUUGGAUGAUAUAACAAAUGGAGUAAAUAGUUAUUUGGAAAAAAAACGUUUAUUCUUUCCGCGUUUCUUUUUCUUAUCUAAUGAUGAAAUGUUGGAAAUUUUAUCUGAAACUAAGGAUCCACUGCGUGUGUUACCACAUCUUAGCAAAUGUUUUGAGGGUAUUAGUAGUUUGGAGUUUGAUUCAGUUAAAAAUGUUUUAUCAAUGAUAAGUAGUGACAAAGAAAAAAUUAAAUUCGUUGUUGAGGUGUCUACUGCAGCAGCUGGUGGUAGUGUGGAGAAAUGGUUACUGGGUGUUGAGGAGGAAAUGUUAAAAGCAGUAAGAUAUCAAAUGGAACUUUCUUAUCGACAUUAUCCGAGAGUUAAACGCUACGAUUGGGUUCUACAUUGGCCGCAAAUGAUUGUAUUAUGCAUAUCACAAGUUUAUUGGGCCGGCCAAGUUCAUCACAAUUUGCGAAAAUCUUCGGCUAAUCAAAUUGUAAUGAUUGAUUUUUUUAAAGAAUUAAAUCGAGACCUCAAUGAUAUAGUUGCUCUUAUAAGAUCUACAACGAUUACAAAUUUGAAUCGGAUAGCUAUUAAAUCACUGAUUGUAAUAGAUGUUCAUGCGAAAGACGUAAUUGAAGAAUUAAUUCGUUUAAAAAUUAAAAGUGAAUUUGAUUUUCAAUGGAUGUCUCAGUUGCGUUAUUACUGGGAAAAUGGGGACACACUGGUUCGUAUUAUAAACGCAACAGUGCCAUAUGCAAAUGAGUAUCUUGGAAAUUCUGAUCGUUUGGUCAUAACUCCAUUAACUGAUCGUUGUUAUCGAACACUUGUUGGUGCCUAUCAGUUGAAUUUAAAUGGAGCACCUGAGGGUCCAGCAGGUACUGGCAAAACAGAGACAACUAAAGAUUUGGCAAAGGCCUUAGCAGUACAAUGUAAAGUUUUUAAUUGCUCAGAUGGUUUAGAUUAUAAGGCAAUGGGAAAAUUUUUCAAGGGUCUAGCUUCAUGCGGCGCUUGGGCGUGUUUUGAUGAAUUUAACAGAAUUGAAUUGGAAGUGUUGUCAGUUGUAGCGCAACAAAUUCUACUUAUUAUACAAGCAGUACGUGCGAAAGUGACAAAAUUUAUAUUUGAAAACACAGAACUAACAUUAAAUCCAGCCUGCUAUGUAUGCAUUACAAUGAAUCCAGGCUAUGCUGGACGCUCAGAGCUUCCCGACAACUUGAAAGUACUCUUUCGCUCCGUUGCUAUGAUGGUUCCAGAUUAUGCUAUGAUUGGCGAAAUUUCACUUUAUUCAUAUGGCUUUGUGGACGCACGUAAGUUGGCUGUUAAGAUUGUGACAACAUACCGCUUGUGCUCAGAACAGUUAUCAAGCCAAAAUCAUUACGAUUAUGGUAUGAGAGCUGUUAAAACUGUACUCUCGGCAUGUGGUAAUAUUAAGAAGCAAUUUCCAGAUGAAGUUGAAGAUAUAUUAUUAUUACGAUCACUGCUUGAUGUUAAUCUUCCAAAGUUUUUGUCAUUUGACAUACCACUUUUUGAAGGAAUUAUAAGUGAUAUAUUUCCUGGAAUUACUCUACCCAGCGCUGAUUAUAGUCUUAUUGAAACUGAAUUCAAAAGAAUAUGUGAGGAAAUGAAUCUACAACCACAGGAAAGUUUUCUUAUAAAAGUGAUACAAACAUAUGAAAUGAUUAUUGUGCGGCAUGGCUUUAUGUUAGUGGGAGAACCGCUUUCAGGUAAAACUAAAACUUUACAGGUAUUAGGUAGAGUUUUAUCGGCGUUGAAAGAAAAAGCACCUGAAGCAAGUCCUUAUUUUCAAUAUGUGCAGAUGGGAAUAAUGAAUCCCAAGUCAAUUACGAUGAAUCAGUUGUACGGUUCUUUUGAUCCAGUUUCUUAUGAAUGGACAGAUGGUUUAGUAGCAAAAAUUUUUCGUGAUUUCGCAAUGACUCCAACACCGGACCGAAAAUGGGUAAUAUUUGACGGACCAGUUGAUGCUGUUUGGAUUGAAAAUAUGAAUACAGUGUUAGACGACAACAAGAAAUUGUGCCUUACAUCAGGUGAAGUUAUAACAAUGACAAAUGAAAUGUCAAUGGUAUUCGAAGUCAUGGAUUUAACUCAAGCUUCUCCUGCCACUGUAUCCAGGUGUGGUAUGAUCUAUAUGGAGGCGGCAACACUUGGUUGGAGAACACAUGCUAAAUCAUGGUUUAACAAAGCCGACGAACGUUGGGCUGAUGAGGAAAAUAUACCAUAUGUCAUGAGUCUUUUUGAAUGGCUUUUAGAGCCGUGUAUGGAAUUUGUAAGAAAGCAUUGUACGCAGCAUCUUAGGCCAGGUGAAUAUAAUUGUCUAACAACAACUUUGGAUAUAUUAGAAAUGCAAAUAUUGGAAUCUCUCGAGGAAAAUCCAGAAGAUUAUGCAAAGUACUUAUUCUUGCAUUUUCAAGCAGCAAUUCUAUUUUCACUUACGUGGGGCAUAGCUGGUAUAUUGGAUACUUCAUCAAGAAAUAAAUUUGAUCAAUUUCUAAGAGAUCUUUGGGGUUCAGAAAAUAUUCCUGAAAAUAUUGGAAAACUUGAAAUCUCUGUUCCCAUCGAAGGCUUAAUAAUAGAUUAUGUAUAUGUGUACAAACAAAGAGGGGCUUGGCGUCAUUGGCCUGAAUUGGCAAGACGUAUGGACACGGAAAUAACAGCAGGGGGAGUACAAGUGCCAACACAAGAUACUGCUAGAUAUAUGCAUUUAUUGGAAAUGCACAUUAAACAUGGCAAAAGGUUUCUUUUGGUUGGACCUACUGGUACGGGUAAAAGUGUUUAUAUACAAAACUAUCUAAUGAAUAAAUUGGAUAAAGAGCUUUAUGAGUCGGCAUUUAUGACUAUGACAGUCAUGAUAACGGCAAAUCAAACACAAGAUCUUAUCAUUUCUAAGUUGGUAAAGAAAAAACGCGGUAUAUAUGGGCCACCACAAGGUCUAACAACAAUUCUUUUUGUGGAUGAUAUGAAUAUGCCAGUCAAGGAGGUCUAUGGAGCACAACCACCGCUAGAACUAAUGCGUCAAUUCUUUGAUUAUGGUCAUUUAUAUGACCUGAAAGACAGCUCUAAAGUAUUCAUAAGCAACUUGAUGUUCAUUAGUGCAUGCGGUUUGCCAGGAGGCAGUCGUCAAGACGUUUAUGCUCGAUUUCUUAAUCAUUUUAAUGUAUUCUCGAUAAACACAUUCUCUGAUGAAACCAUGAACAGAAUAUUUGUAAAUAUGCUACUAAAUGGGUUUCGACGUACUGGUCACAGUAAUGAUGUUUUCCUGGUCACCAAUCAGAUAGUCAAUGCAACACAAGCCAUCUUUAAAGCAGCUCAAAAGGAUCUAAGAGCGACACCAGCUAAAUGCCAUUACAUAUUUAAUUUACGCGAUAUUUCACGUGUGGUAACGGGGUGCUCAUUGUUGAAAAAGGAAUCGGUUUCUGAUAAGAGGCAAUUUAUACGUAUCUGGUAUCACGAAGCAUUACGUGUAUUUUAUGAUCGCCUAGUUGAUGAAAGCGAUCAAAUUUGGUUAUUUAAGCAAUUGAACGAAUGCAUUAAAACAAAUUUUAGAGAAAAAAUUGAAUCCGUAUUUGACAUAUAUUGUGACAAUACUGGUCCAGAACCUGUGUUUACAUUAGAAGGGGCAAGCCAAAUCUUUUUUGGUGUUUAUUAUGAUGAAGAUAAUACUCCAGAUGAGAGACGAUACGAGGAGGUGCCUAGUAUGGAUAGUUUUUACAAAAUUGCUGUCAGCAGCUUAGAGGAUUACAACUCAACAAGGCGUAAUAAAAUGGAUAUAACACUAUUUACAUUUGCCUUGCAGCACUUGAAUAGAAUAUGCCGCAUAGUUGCCAUUCAAGGCGCAAGUGCUUUGCUUAUUGGUAUUGGUGGUUCUGGUCGACAGUCAUUGACUAAACUUGCUUCUAAUAUGGUACAAACCUCAUUUUUUCAACCAGAGAUCACAAAAAAUUAUGGUCCAAAUGAUUGGCACGACGAUUUGAAAGGGAUUCUAAAAGAGGCUGGUGGUUUGGAUAGGCAUACUAUUUUUCUUAUGACUGAAAAUCAAAUUAAAAUGGAACUAUUCUUACAAGAUAUUGAUUGUUUAUUAAAUCAAGGUGAGGUUCCUAAUAUUUUCGCUAUAGAUGAAAAACAGGAAGUGCUGGAAAUGGUGCGUCUGGCAGCACAAGGUGGCAAUCGUAACAUCGAUAUUUCACCAUUGCAAGUAUUUUCAUUUUUUGUGAAUAGGUGCAAGCAGAAACUACAUAUUGUGCUUUGCCUUUCUCCAAUUGGCGAUGCACUACGAACACGAGUGCGCUUAUAUCCCUCGUUAGUGAAUUGUUGCACCAUUGAUUGGUACCAAAGUUGGCCUGAAGAGGCAUUGCAAAUGAUUGGAAAGAUCUCAUUGGAAGGUGUUAAUGUGCCAUCGGAAGCUAUGAAACAAUCAAUUGUAGAGACCUGUCAGUAUUUCCACACUACAGCAAUGCAAGUGACUGGCAAAUUCUGUGAACAGACUAAUCGUCACAUUUACAUUACUAAUGCAUCAUUUUUGGAGUUGAUUAAAUCAUUUGAAAGUGUGAUGGGACGCAAGCAAAAUCAAAUAAUGGAAAUGAAAAUGCGUUACGUCGGUGGAUUAGAAACCUUGGCAAAUGCAGCUGCUGCUAUCUCAAUAAUGCAAACAGAAUUAAAUGCUUUAAAGCCGAAGUUGGUGCAAUUGGCAGAAAAUUCCCGUCGCAUGAUGUUGGAAAUUAAUCAGGAAACUUUGGCCGCGAGUGCAGCAGCAGAGCAAGUGAAAAGAGAUGAAGCUGUUGCUAGUGUACAAGCGGAAGCAGCGCAAGAAUUAAAAGUUGAUUGUGAAAAGGACCUUGCUCAAGCGAUUCCAGUAUUAGAGGAGGCUAUACAAGCUUUAAAUACGCUUAAACCGACUGAUAUAACUUUGGUGAAGUCAAUGAAAAAUCCGCCAUCUGUUAUUAAAUUGGUUAUGGCAGCUGUGUGUGUUAUAAAGGGUAUAGCACCAGAUCGAGUAGUUGAACAAGGCACUGGCAAAAUGGUGAAUGAUUAUUGGGGACCAAGUAAACGCUUGUUAGGCGAAAUGAAUUUUUUGCAAAGUUUAAAAGAUUUCGAUAAAGAUAAUAUCAAUCCGGAAAUAAUGAAGAGAAUUCGAAAAGAGUUCAUACCACAUAAGGAUUUUCGACCAGAAAUUGUUGCAAAAGCUUCAAGUGCUGCUGAAGGUUUAUGUAAAUGGAUUAGAGCAAUGGAUUUAUAUGAUGAUGUAUACAAAGUUGUAGCGCCAAAGAAAGCAAAAUUAAUGGCUGCUGAAAAAGAAUAUGCUGAAACAAUGCAAUUCCUGACUGAGAAACGACAAAUGGUCGCUGAUUUGGAAGAGAAAGUAGCUAGAUUAAACGAAGAACUAGAAAAAGCUAACGCUGAAAUGAAGAAAACGCAAGAUGAAGCUGAACUCUGCCAAAAUAAACUAUUACGUGCAGAGGCAUUAAUUGGUGGUUUAGGCGGAGAAAAAACUAGAUGGACUAAUGCUGCUGAAAAUCUACAAAAAGAUUAUGAUCAUUUACCAGGUGAUAUAUUAAUAUCAUGCGGUAUUAUUGCUUAUUUGGCGGCAGUGAAUUUUCAGUACAGAAGUGUGUGUGUAGAUGAUUGGUAUAAUAAAUGUGUAAAGGCUAAGAUACCAUUGUCCAAGGAAUAUAGUAUAAUAAAUGUAUUAGGUCUUGACAUAGCUAUACAAAACUGGAAUCUCAAUGGAUUGCCAAAUGACGCAUUUUCAACAGAAAAUGCUAUUAUACAAGACAACUCAAGUCGCUUUAGUUUGUUUAUAGACCCGCAAUCACAAGCAAACAACUGGAUAAAAAAUAUGGAAAGAAAGAAUCGGCUCAGUUGCGUAAAAUUUAAUCAAAGUAAUUACAUGAAAAUAUUGGCAGAAGCGAUGGAGUUCGGAGCACCAGUAUUAAUAGAGAGCAUAUUGGAGGAACUUGAAGUACCUCUAGAUCCUAUAUUAUUUCGUAAAACAUUUCGACAAGGAGGACAAACGCUAAUUAGCUUGGGUGACAAUGUUGUGCCUUUCUCGUCUCAUUUUCGUUUAUAUUUAACAUGUUCUCUCAGAAAUCCGCACUUUCUACCAGAAACAUUUAAUAAAGUAACUAUAAUAAAUUUUGCUCUAACACAAAGCGCACUAGAGGAUCAACUACUAAGUAUAGUUGUAGCAAAAGAACGUCCAGAUUUACAAGAAUUGCGUCUGUCACUUACUACUGAAUCGGCACAAAAUAAGGCUGCACUAAAAGAUGCUGAAAACAUGAUUCUUAAAACUCUAAGCUCAUCUGAAGGUGACAUUUUGGAAAAUGAGAAAGCAAUUCAAAUUUUAAAUGAAUCAAAAAAUCUGUCUAUUGAUAUUGUAAAAAAGCAAGCGGCAUCAAAGGAAACGGAAGUGAAAAUUGAAGCUUUUCGCUUAAACUACAAGCCAGUUGCUGUUCAUUCGUCAAUACUGUACUACUCCAUAACUGAUUUGCCAAAUAUUGAUCCCAUGUAUCAAUUUUCUCUUAACUGGUAUAUAAAUCUGUACAUGUAUUCCAUUGAAACUGCGAACAAAUCAAAAGAUUUACCCAGACGAAUAAAGUUUCUGGUAGAUGGUAUCACUAAAAACUUAUAUAAUAAUGUUUGUCGAUCGAUUUUCGAGAAAGAUAAACUUUUGUUUUCCUUCAUUUUGACUUCGCGUAUACUCUUAGGUUCCAAUCAACUAAAAAUGCGGCAAUUAUCACAUCUUGUGACAGGUGCUAAAGAAUCUACUGGUGGAGCACCAAAUCCAGAUCCAAGUUGGAUUACCGAUAUUAUGUGGUUAAGCAUUUUGCAUUUAGAAGAACUAUCUGAAUUGAGAGGGUUUGUUAAUUCUUUUAAACAGAAUAUGCAGGCUUGGAAGCGAAUAUACGAUCAUAGUGAACCGGAUCAACAAGAGCUGCCAGCUCCAUGGCAAAAUAAAGUAACUGGUUUUGAGAAAAUUAUAAUAUUAAAAGCUUUUCGGCCGGACAAAGUAUUUCUUGCCAUACGUUCUUUUAUAGCAAAAGAAAUGGGUGCACAAUAUGUCACGCCGCCUGAUUUUGAUAUAGCCAAAUCGUAUGCAGAUUCGAAUGCGUUGUCGCCACUAAUUUUUAUAUUAUCUCCAGGAGCUGAUCCAAUGGGUUCUCUUUUAGCUUUUUCUGAGAAAAUGGGAUAUGAAGAAUCAUUUCAAAGUAUAUCAUUAGGACAGGGACAAGGUCCAAUCGCAUGUAAAAUGAUAAAAGAUGCUCAAGAGCUAGGAUUUUGGGUAUGUUUACAAAAUUGUCAUUUAGCGGCUUCGUUUAUGCCAAUACUUGAAUAUUCAUGGGAGAAUAUGGAUACAUUUAAUACACAGCCAAAUUUUCGCCUAUGGUUAACAAGCUAUCCAACCCCACAAUUCCCUGUAGCAAUACUUCAAAAUGGUGUUAAGAUGACAAAUGAACCUCCAACAGGCUUAAAAGAAAAUAUUAUGCGGUCAUAUAAUUCUGAACCUAUUAAUGAUACAACUUUCUAUACAGGUUGUGCUAAACAAGACCGCGCAUUUACUCGUCUUCUAUUCGGUAUAUGCUUCUUUCACGCUGUCGUGCAAGAAAGACGAAAAUAUGGUCCUAUGGGUUGGAAUAUAUCAUAUGGUUUUAAUGAGUCUGAUCUACAAAUAUCAGUGCUCCAAUUAAAUAUGUUAUUGAAUCAAUACGAACAUGUUCCUUACGAUGCUCUUUCCUAUCUCACAGCUGAAUGUAAUUAUGGUGGCCGAGUCACGGAUGCAUGGGACCGACGUGCUAUUGUGACAAUAUUAGCAGAUUUUGUUAAUCCACUUGUUGUAGCUGAUAUGCGAUAUAGAUUUGCUGAAGAUGAUAGUUAUAUUUUACCUAGAAAAUCAGAACAUAGGGAAGUUUUGAGAUAUAUUGAUGAGAAUAUCCCAUCACUAGCGCCACCAGAAGUAUUUGGAUUACAUAGCAAUGCAGGCAUAACAAGAGACUUGCAAACAACAAAAACCUUACUUGAUUCAACUAUAGCAAUUCUUGGAAGUGAAGUGACAACAACUGCAGGUGCUGGACAAAGUGCUGAUCAGAUGAUAUUAAAUACAAUUGCAGGUAUUAUACAAAACAUGCCGAAGGAUAUGGAUGUCGAUGGAGCGAAAGUGAAAUAUCCUGUAGAAUACAGUGAAUCAAUGAAUACCGUUCUUGUACAAGAAAUGGAAAGAUUUUUAAAACUACAAAAAGAAAUUCGCUCCUCUUGUCGCGAACUAGAAAAAGCGAUUGAUGGCAUAAUUGUGCUGACACCCGAAUUUGAAAAUAUUAUAAAUGCUAUUAAAUUAAAUAGAAUACCAACUAAAUGGAUGGGAAAAUCAUAUCCAAGUUUGAAAACGCUUGGAUCUUACUGCAAAGAUUUAUUCAAACGCUUAGUUUGGCUGGAUCAUUGGUACAAGACAGGAAAGCCACCUACAUAUUGGUUAUCAGGGUUCUUCUUUACUCAAGCAUUUUUAACAGGUGCUAUGCAGAAUUUUGCCAGAAAAUACAAGAUUCCUAUUGAUACCUUAACUUUCGAUUUUGAAGUUUUAAGCGUUGACAGUAUAAAGGAACCGCCUACUGACGGAGUCUUUGUCAAUGGACUAUUCAUAGAAGGUGCUCGUUGGAAUUGGAAUCAAAAUCAUGUAGAUGAGCAAAUUCCAAAAGUAUUGAUUAGCAGUAUACCUGCAAUUUACUUAAAGCCUGUUGAAAUCGUCCGUCUCGUUGAAGGCACUCGAUAUAAGUGUCCAGUUUACAAAACAGCCGAACGUAAGGGCGUUCUAUCAACCACAGGACACUCCACAAAUUAUGUUAUUCCUGUUUUAUUAAAUACCAAAAAGAAGGCGUCUCAUUGGGUAAAACGUAGUACUGCUCUCAUUUGUCAAACAACUGACUAGUGAGACUAGUGAAUAACAAAUAA
Molecule: messenger RNA, 11903 nt
Organism: Teleopsis dalmanni
Lineage: Eukaryota; Metazoa; Arthropoda; Insecta; Diptera; Diopsidae
Gene: Dhc62B
Product: dynein heavy chain 12, axonemal
Exons: 14
Coding region: 1-11880 (3959 amino acids)
Biological process (GO): microtubule-based movement
Cellular component (GO): dynein complex
Molecular function (GO): minus-end-directed microtubule motor activity; dynein light intermediate chain binding; dynein intermediate chain binding
Source: RefSeq, a predicted model, not a curated record